Penicillium salamii is the source of this 342-nucleotide messenger RNA. NCBI's taxonomy places the organism in Eukaryota, Fungi, Ascomycota, Eurotiomycetes, Eurotiales, Aspergillaceae. The record is from the annotation of a GenBank genome assembly.
AUGUGUUACAAGACCAACUAUGAGCCUUAUUCUCAGUCUCGGGGAAGCAUUGAUAGCAGACGGUCGCCUCCGCCAGAUGAGCUCCUGCUUUCACCUUUAGCAACACUCUACCCGCAUGUUGCAGCUCUGCAACCCCAGUACAACCCCAGCAGCUGCACAUUCACUGGUUACCAAGAUACGGAAUAUUGGGCAGCAGCCUACACCACACAACCUCUGGAGAAUAGCAGCACAUCAACUCGUCGCGGCUCGGAUGCUUUACCAUGCCGCAUUGCCUCUAAAUUAUUUCGGUUCCUGAGCCGAGAUGACAUCAAGCAGCGUCGGGGAUCCCGAGCGACAGCUUGA